This is a messenger RNA of Coregonus sp. 'balchen', 1830 nucleotides long. The record is from the annotation of a GenBank genome assembly. Lineage: Eukaryota; Metazoa; Chordata; Actinopteri; Salmoniformes; Salmonidae.
AUGGUCGCUCAUAGCACUUUGGAAGAACAAGACACAACAACAACAACAACAACAACAACAACAACACCUUCAUCAUCACCACCAUCACCUCCUAGAUCCAGGGACACCUCCACCCUCCUCUCGACUCCGCACUCCGACCACCACGCAACCUCACCACCAUCAUCAUCCUCAUCCUCAUCAUCAUCAUCAGUCCACCACUCCUCCCAGUCACACCGUCAGCAACCGUCCAACCAGUGUGUGGCAACCCCAAUCCCAUUACCAGACCAGUUAGACCACCAGCCCCUCCCCACCCGGGUCCCAGUCUCCACCCACUUUCCUCUGUUCCGCUGCCAGGGAGACUUCCUGUUAAUCACCCGGACGGCCUCCAUGUUGGAGCGCUCCGGCUUCUACUGGGGACCCCUAGGAGUGGUGGAGGUAAUUAAAAACAAUACAUAUAUCUAUUUUAUCUAUCACCCCUUUCAGAGCCUGGUUCCUCUCGAGGUUUCUUCCUAGGGUUCCUGCCUUUCUAAAGGAGUUUUUCCCUAGCCACCGUGCUUCUACAUCUGCAUCGCUUGCUGUUUGGGUUUUUUUUUAGGCUGGGUUUCUGUAUAAGCACUUUGUGACAUCUGCUGUUGUAAAAAAGAGCAUUAUUAAAAUACAUUUGAUUGAUUGAUAAAAUGUUAUUUAUAUAACCUUUUCACAACAAUAAUAGUCAGAAAUUGCCUGAGAGGAACGGAACAGAGAGACGGCAGUCAUUAAUGGAUUAAAAGUGCAAAUACCGAUUUCAAUACAACUAGAUUAUAUGAAGUUAAAGGAGAAGUUUUUUUUUUUUUUUUACAACCAAAUCUCUAUUUUUUUAAAAUGUAAACGGCAUGUUAUAGAAGGGUCCAGACACCUUUUUUUUUUUGUUGUGAUUUCACAUAUUUUUUGAGAAACUCAUCCCAAACUGCAAAUCACUGCCCUCAUCCUCGCUGUGUAGUCUCUAUUGGGGGACCUUAAAAAAAACCCAUUAACAAAGGCUCCAGAAUCACCCAAAUAUUGGCCUUUUAGAAACGGCAAAGCUCUCAGGUAAUAGUGACGCAGGUCGUUAGAUGUUGUACAAAUUAAAUUGUGUCCGUUAUUGUCCAUUCUGUUUGAGACUUGGACCAUUUACAUCAACAAUUUAGAUUUGGUUGUAAAAAAAAAAAAAAAAAAAAAAAAAGACUUCUCCUUUGAACCGGAAGUAUUCAACCUAUUUGGGCCUUAGAACUUGACAUAUAUUAAACAGGAAUGAUUAAUUUAUUACAUAACAUUACAUUUUUAAGUGUUUUUAUUAUUUCUAAAUGUUACUGUUAUCAUCUGGGAUCAAAUGAACAUCUUGUUUAAUUGCAUGUAUUAUUUCGAACUUAAAUGAAACUCAAUGAAAUUCAUUAUUUAUUGAUUUGAUAUUUAUUCUCUGUCCUCUGUUGUUCCCCCCCCCCCCCGCCCCCCCCGCAGGCUCACAGCCGACUUAAGGACGUUGCCACGGGAACAUUCUUGAUCCGGGACAGUCGCAAGAAGGACGUCUUCUUCACGUUGUCCUACCGCGCGGCCAGCGGCCCCGUCAGCGUACGAAUCAUCUUAAAGGAACAGCACUUCAGCCUGGAAGGAAGUGAGCACUCCUUCCCCUGCCUCUUCGUCCUGCUGGAACAUUACAUCAAUUCCUCGAAGAAAAGCCUGAGCGUUCCGUACAGGAAACAGCGCCCCACGCUCCAGGACCUGUGCAGGAAACGGGUCGUGGAGUCGUGCGGCGGCGAGGUGGAGCGGGUCGAGAGGGUCCCCGUCAACCAAGUCCUGAAAGACUUCCUGUUAGAGUUCCCAUACAGGAUAUGA